Messenger RNA from Xenopus laevis (African clawed frog), 9951 nucleotides. RefSeq names its product ubiquitin specific peptidase 32 L homeolog (gene usp32.L). The record is from RefSeq and is a predicted model, not a curated record. Lineage: Eukaryota; Metazoa; Chordata; Amphibia; Anura; Pipidae. The transcript has 34 exons. Bases 241 to 5085 code for a protein of 1614 amino acids. Gene Ontology annotation, molecular function: calcium ion binding; cysteine-type deubiquitinase activity. Gene Ontology annotation, cellular component: Golgi apparatus; Golgi membrane. Gene Ontology annotation, biological process: protein deubiquitination; ubiquitin-dependent protein catabolic process.
GUAUCAUGUGACUGGUCAUAUUCGGUGAAGGGGCGGGUCUCUCGUUAGCAGGAAGCAACGGCAGUAGGUGGAUAAGCAGUAGUCGCUUGGAGUGUGGGAAGCAGGUGAUGAGCCGGGCGACAGGAUUUGAUUACGCCAGCAGCAGGUUUUAGGAGCGGCACGAAUUGGAACCCGCAGUGUGGCGCGGUGCCCAAGGAAACAUGGAGUGAGGGGAAUAUUCUUAUGUGCUGAAGUGCUAUCAUGGGGGCCAAGGAGUCUCGGAUCGGCUUUCUGACGUAUGAUGAAGCAGUGAAACGAGUGACUGAUGUUGAACUGAAAAGGCUAAAAGAUGCCUUCAAGAGAACUUGCGGAGGGCCUUCCUACUACAUGAAUCAGCAGUGUUUUAUAAGGGAAGUCCUUGGUGAUGGAGUCCCCCCAAAGGUUGCAGAGGUUAUCUACUGCUCAUUUGGUGGAACCUCCAAAGGAUUACAUUUUAACAACCUGAUAGUGGGACUUGUCCUUCUAACAAGAGGUCGAGAUGAAGAGAAGGCAAAAUACAUUUUUAGCCUCUUUUCAAAUGAAUCUGGCAGCUGUGUUGUACGAGAGGAAAUGGAGAGUAUGCUGUGCAUGGUGGAUGGAGAAGUUCCUUUGUCUCUUAAGAAAUGCUUUGCCGAGGGUGAAAAGGUGAACUAUGAUAAAUUCCGAAAUUGGCUGCUGCAGAAUAAGGAUGCAUUCACGUUUUCUCGAUGGUUGCUCUCUGGAGGAGUCUUUGUUACCCUCACAGAUGAUAGUGACACUCCCACUUUUUAUCAGACUUUAGCUGGAGUUACACACUUGGAAGAGUCUGACAUCAUUGAUCUGGAGAAAAGAUACUGGUUAUUGAAGGCACAGUCACGUACUGGACGGUUCGAUUUAGAAACAUUUGUCCCCUUGAUUUCACCUCCUAUUCAUCAGUCCUUGAGUGAAGGGUUGUUCAAUGCAUUCGAUGAAAACCGGGACAAUCACAUAGACUUCAAAGAAAUUUCAUGUGGGCUGUCUGCAUGUUGCCGGGGACCCCUGGCUGAGAGACAAAAAUUUUGUUUCAAGGUAUUCGACAUAGAUCGGGAUGGUGUUUUGUCUCGCACAGAGCUGGAAGAGAUGGUCCUUGCUCUUUUGGAGGUUUGGAAAGAUAACCGCAUUGAUGCCAUACCUGAAUUGCAUUUAGAUCUGUCUGACAUCACAGAUAAUAUACUGCAGUCCCAUGAUACAACAAAGAGUGGACAUCUGACACUGGAAGAUUACCAGAUAUGGAGUGUUAAAAGUGCCAUUGCCAAUGAGUUUUUAAAUCUUCUUUUUCAGGUGUGUCAUAUAGUCUUGGGGUUAAAACCAGCCACUCCUGAGGAGGAAGGACAUAUUAUUCGAGGCUGGCUGGAAAGAGAAAGUCGGUAUGGUCUACAGAUUGGUCACAACUGGUUUCUUAUCUCUAUGCAGUGGUGGCAGCAGUGGAAGGAAUAUGUCAGAUAUGAUUUUAAGCCAACUGUUUCUGGACCAGGCUCUACAUUAGGUGGGGGAAGGAAUUUAUUGGGUACAUCGUCACCAGAUCCAAAGGAAGAUGACAGGACUGGGUCUAACUUGCACAGUUUUCCAGAUGAGAAAUCUUCAGAUAACAUAUCAUCUGCUUCAGAAGCUUCAGAAUCCACUACCACCGGCUUCAUUUAUUCUAGCAAUACAACCUCAGACAUGUGCUUUGCACGUCAGCAUAACACUUCAGAUAAUAAUAACCAGUGUAUGCUCAGUGCCAAUGGGAAUGCAUUAUUGCAGCUUAAUCCACAGAAACCAGGAGCUAUUGACAACCAGCCUCUAGUUACACAAGAAACCGUUAAGGUUCCUUCUCUAACACUUGAAGGGGGACGAUUCAAACAGAGUCCAUCUCUAGUCAGAGCUAAAGACUAUGAGAUUGUUCCAGAGCCUGUGUGGAGAGCCCUGUAUCACUGGUAUGGGGCAAACCUUUCCUUGCCACGUCCAGUUAUCAAAAACAGCAAAACAGAUCUUCCAGAACUUGAGCUUUUCCCACGGUAUUUGCUUUUCUUGAGACAGCAGCCCGUAACCCGCCAACAACAGUCCAACAUCUGGGUGAAUAUGGGUAUGAUGAGCCUCAGAAUGUUUCCUCAGCAUUUACCCAGAGGUAAUGUUCCCUCGCCAAACGCUCCACUGAAACGUGUGCUGGCAUACACUGGCUGUUUCAGCCGCAUACAGACAAUAAAAGAAAUUCAUGAAUAUCUUUCUCAGAGGCUGCGUAUUAAGGAAGAAGAUAUGAGAUUGUGGUUGUAUAAUAGUGAGAAUUACCUCACUUUACUUGAUGACGAAGACCACACAUUAGAGGGCUUGAAAAUACAGGAUGAGCAGCACUUGGUAAUAGAAGUCAGGAACAAAGACAUGAGCUGGCCUGAAGAGAUGUCAUUUAUUGCAAACAGCAGUAAAAUUGAUCGACAUAAAGUUCCUACAGAAAAAGGUGCCACGGGUCUGAGCAACUUAGGGAACACAUGUUUCAUGAAUUCAAGUAUCCAGUGUGUCAGUAACACACAGCCACUAACAAAAUAUUUUAUCUCAGGAAGGCAUUUGUAUGAGCUGAACAGAACAAAUCCUAUUGGAAUGAAAGGACACAUGGCAAAAUGCUAUGGAGAUUUGGUUCAAGAGUUGUGGAGUGGGACCCAGAAAAAUGUGGCGCCUCUUAAAUUACGAUGGACAAUAGCAAAAUAUGCACCAAGAUUUAAUGGCUUUCAACAGCAGGAUUCCCAGGAGCUGCUAGCUUUUCUUUUAGAUGGUCUUCAUGAAGAUCUCAACCGAGUCCAUGACAAACCAUAUGUUGAACUCAAAGACAGUGAUGGUCGCCCAGACUGGGAAGUUGCUGCAGAGGCAUGGGAUAAUCAUCUAAGAAGAAACAAGUCAAUUGUUGUGGAUUUGUUUCAUGGACAGUUGCGAUCCCAAGUGAAAUGUAAAACAUGUGGACACAUAAGUGUUAGAUUUGAUCCUUUCAACUUUCUUUCUCUUCCUCUUCCCAUGGACAGCUAUAUGCACUUGGAAAUAACAGUUAUUAAACUUGAUGGUACAACCCCUGUACGAUACGGGCUCAGGCUGAACAUGGAUGAGAAAUACACAGGCUUGAAAAAACAACUUAGUGACCUGUGUGGAUUAAAACCUGAACAGAUUCUUCUUGCAGAGGUUCAUGGAUCUAAUAUAAAGAAUUUCCCCCAGGAUAACCAAAAAGUUCGCCUUUCAGUAAGUGGUUUUCUAUGUGCUUUUGAGAUACCUAUUCCAGGAUCUCCAACAUCUGCCACAAGCCCCACGCAAACAGAACCCAACACCGUGCCAUCAUCAAAUGGGCCUCACAGUCUGUCAAAUGGAGGACUGAAUCGACCAACACUUAUCCCCAAUGGGCUGCCAAAUACAGUAGUGCCAUGUGGAACAGAAAAACAUGUGGGGAAUGGAGUUCUUAAUGGUCAUGUCUCCAUGCAUUCAGAAGGUCCUUUCAUAGGGUAUAUUAUUGCAAUACACCGAAAGAUGAUGAGGACUGAGUUGUACUUUUUAUCAUUUCAAAAAAAUCGCCCCAGCCUUUUUGGAAUGCCUUUAAUUGUUCCUUGCACUGUGCACACAAGAAAAAAAGACUUGUACGAUGCUGUUUGGAUUCAGGUUUCCAGGCUUGCAAGUCCACUUCCGCCACAGGAAGCAAGUAACCAUGCACAAGACUGUGAUGAUAGCAUGGGCUAUCAGUAUCCUUUCACUCUGCGAGUGGUUCAGAAAGAUGGUAAUUCCUGUGCUUCUUGCCCUUGGUACAGGUUCUGCAGGGGAUGUAAAAUUGAUUGUUCUGAGGACCGUGCUUAUAUUGGCAAUGCAUACAUUGCUGUGGAUUGGGACCCAACUGCCCUUCAUCUUCGUUACCAAACAUCACAAGAACGGAUUGUUGAAGAGCAUGAGAGUGUUGAACAGAGUCGUCGAGCACAAGCUGAGCCUAUAAACCUUGAUAGCUGUCUCCGAGCUUUCACUAGUGAGGAGGAACUUGGAGAAGAUGAAAUGUAUUAUUGCUCCAAGUGUAAAACCCACUGUUUAGCCACCAAAAAACUUGACCUUUGGAGACUUCCACCAAUCUUGAUAAUCCACUUGAAAAGAUUCCAGUUUGUAAAUGGUCGCUGGAUAAAGUCUCAGAAGAUAGUAAAAUUUCCUCGAGAGAGCUUUGAUCCGAGUGCCUUUUUGGUUCCUAAAGGACCAACGCCGAACCAGAAAAAGCAAAUGGUGCUUCAAACUGAGGAUCAGCCAGAGACACGUUUGCCCCAGGUGGAAGGGAAGAAGGAGCCUGCAAACCCUAUCCUUUCUGGAGAUUCAGAUGCACCUUGCCGAAAUCAGCCUGUCCUCAACUCUUCAAUGGGGAACAAUCUAAAAGUUGCAGCAUCACCAUCUCAAGGAAGGAAAGUGAAUAUAAACUGCACAAGCAAAAAUAAUAGCCCAAACCAUAGCCCCAGAAACUUAGGAAGGGGUAAAGGUCGUCUUCGUUUGCCUCAGAUUGGAGUAAAAAAACUUUCAAGUAGUAAAGAAAAUCUGGAUCAAAACAAAGAAAAUGGCACUGAUAAUGAAACAAGAGAAAGUUCAGAUAUAGUAGACUCCAAUAAGGUGCUUUGCAGAAGUCAAGGGGAAACCUCGACUGUUCAGGAUGCAGAGGUGGUCUUAACCAAUGGGCUGAAUUAUGAUCAAAACACGUGCAGCAAUGGGCAGCUGGAAAACCACACAGGGGAAGAAGAGGGCAGCACUGAUGACCAAAGAGAUGACAUCAGCUGUCAACCUAUUUACAACCUUUAUGCAAUUUCGUGCCAUUCAGGAAUAUUGGGUGGAGGUCAUUAUGUCACUUAUGCCAAAAAUCCAAAUGCGAAAUGGUACUGCUACAAUGACAGCAGCUGCAAGGAAUUGCACCCUGAUGAAAUUGACACAGACUCUGCAUACAUCCUUUUCUAUGAACAGCAAGGGGUGGACUAUGCACAAUUUCUGCCAAAGAUCGAUGGGAAAAAGAUGGCAGACACUAGCAGCAUGGAUGAAGAUUUUGAAUCCGACUACAAAAAAUAUUGCGUGCUGCAAUAAAUUGACUGCUCUUCCAAUACCGCAGUAGGGUAUCAAGAGGAAAAACUACUGGAACUGAAGAGAACAUGGUUUAUUGGUCAUUAAUUGACCAACAAUAGCACUGCAUGUUGACCGUGUUGAAAAUACAAACCUGUUUGAUGGAAUGCUAAAUUCUUUUAAAUGUUCCUCUGUUUUUUUUUCCGUUAUCUUGGGAUUUGCUUUCUGCCAAAUGACUGUUUUUAAUUUAUAUUAAUACUACAGUUUCAUCUGUCAUUGCUGCCUCUUUCCAGCAGUCUAUCAUAUUGGCACAUUAUUACAUAUACUGCUUUUUUUUACAUUUUUUAUCACUGUGCCAAGACUAGACCUUAAUACCAACUCGUUGUUGGUAGUAUAAUCUGAAUGGCUUCUGAUACUUUGCCUUCAGAAAUCCUGCAUGUUGUUCAUUGGGUUUAUGCACUUUAAAAAUGGCAUACACGGUAUUGAAUGCAAUAAGUGCAUAAUAUCAAUAAACUGCUAAAGAGGUACCUAGGAAAUAAUUCCAUUUGUUUCAACGAACCUGAUUAGCAUACAAAACAGAGGGACAAUUAAAACAAUUUACAAAAAGAUUAGUUUUCUAUGCUAGUUCUGUUAUUUUGUUUAAUUUAUUUUAAUGCCUAAGCACAAACUGAAAAAAUAGUGAGGGUGGAAGGGUUUUAUUGUGAAUGUUAUUGGAGCAUCUGUUCUUCUAUGGGCUUUUUAGCCUUUACAAAAGUGAUGCUCGAGUGCUAAAAAUUGCCAUAACACCUUCACUGCCCCUUUGAACUGUGCCAUGCCAUUGCUGUAUGGUAUAGAUUCAGUGAUUGUGUUAAAUACUCUAUUAAAUGUUAAUCCACAGCAAAAAUAUUGCGUCUUAAUAUUAUACCACCAGGGAAGAAUAUGUAGUAAUGUAUUUAUUCGAUUGCUCUCCGUUGAUCUUGCAUCUCAUUUCCUCUGACAUUUAAAAAAAAAAGAUUUUAUUUAUUUUACCAAAUGGAAAUUUAUAAAUAUGUUAAGUAAGAGCACUCAAAGAGCCGGUUAAGAGGGAAAACUGAAAAUUCCCCCAUCAAUUCGGAAAAGAACUAGAGCACAAUGAAGUUGAAGCCAGUUGAAAAUCCCACAUCAAAUUUGUAACUGAAAUAGUUAAUAGUUUGUGGCUAGUUGCCAUAAUAUGAUGUUUAUUGCCCGGUAUGUUGGCAGUGUCCACUUACAGAAAUGCGGUUCCAUGGUGUUUGCUACUUCAUGUAAUUGAUGUAAUGUAGACCUCCACUUGGAAACUCCAUGCAUGGCAUGCUGCUAGGUCUUGGCAUCCUUUGUCAUGACCUUCAUAGGUGUUUUAUAAUCCAGGUGACUCAGUGUUGAUUCUUAAUGCCAGGCCGUGAUUGGACCACUUCUCCUGCAGCCUAGGAAGGUUACUGACAUGGGUGCUAGGACCAAAUCCCAACACAAAGGAGGUUGAUGCGGUACUGUGUGUUCUGCACUGAAGUGAGGAUUAAGACACCAUACAAACUUCUUCAAAAUGGCCAGUUGUUUUUUUUUCCUCAGGAAGGCUAUAUGAUCAAAGCAGGUUAGAAUUAUUUUAGCAAUUUCUAAAAGUAUGAUUGUAUUCAUUUCUAGGCUUCACUGGUAUAUGGUAGGCCAACAUGAGGGACAUUUAGUCUAAAUCAUCCAUUGCUAUAGAAACACUCUUAUUGUGUUUAUGCAGCCACUCUGUAAAUACAGGUAUGGGAUCUAUUAUCUGGAAUGUCUGAGGUUUUACAAUUUUUUCUAGUUUUUUCCUAUAAUUUGGAGCACCGUGCUACUAAACAUAUGGAAAUAAUCUGGAAAAUCCCAGGAUUGAAUUAACAAGGUACUGCCUAAUUAUUACAGAUUAAAAGCAAAUGUGUAAAGCAUGAAGAAUGGCUUGUUUAAAUGGCAAUGUUGAAUUGUCACACUUUCUUGAUAAUAAAUCCCGUAGCUGUACUAACCUGACCCACAUAUCUAAAUUGAAACUACCUGAAAGGAGUAAGUGACUGUUGGGAGACUAGUACUCCUUUAUUUACAGCCUGUGAUACUAAAGCUGGCCAUAGAUGCAAAGAGAAAGUCAUAUGAAUCUUUGCUUCUUACUAUUUUCCGACCAUGUGUGGAUUGUUCCGACAUUUUUUCGUGCCAUGGUGAUAAGACUGGUUAAAAGAUUUCUGUCGGCUAAUGAUAUCUCUGCAUGCAUUGCCUAUCUGACAAUAUCAGCGGGUGACUGUCACUACUAUUUGUCGAAUAUAACUUUAGUACUAUUGCUGUCUGUGAAUUAAUGGCCAGAGCCAUUAAUUCUGAUUUGUUCUUUUCAUUACUUUAUUUAAUCUGAAUGGGGUAGUGGUAGGUCGGAAGAUUGCAAGGAACGAUCAUUCGUCAGACAUGAGGAUAUAUCUGCACAUCUAUGGCCAGCAUAACAUAUGUCUUUGUGUCAAAAAUCUGCCACAGUGUUUAACUAUAGAUAUCCGGCACUGCGCUUGCCUAGUUGAGUUCCUAGCUACUUGUACUGUCACAUGACUGCAGCCUUGGCUUCUGUCUGUGUUAUUCUAUGCACGAGAAGAGAAGCUGAUUCUCUUCACCAUGUCUACACAGGCCAACUCCAUGCGUGUCAGUUUAGAAACAUGGCCGAGGGGAGCCCAUAGUCUUCUCUUGGGUAGAGAAGCCAAGGCUGCACUGUGUGUGGCAUUAGCCUUACUGGUGCAUUUAUUUUGCUGUGCAUUGCUGACACCACCUUCCUAGUAGCCCUAUCUUUGCCACCUUUAUUUCUGUAUAGACUGAUUUGAAGGUCUCCUGCUUGGGUUUGUCCUUCUCUUAACGAAAUGUAAGGUCAGCAUGUUGUCAAAAAUGCUUUCCAGUGAAGGGCCCUCUUGAUGCCACCGAACAGUGUCAUUUUCUUCUUUUUUUUUUUUUAUUUAAUAAACCUUUGCUCACUUGUUUGCACUGAAAAUGUACCUUAUUAGAUUUAGCCAGAUCAGUUUAACUCAUGACAGCCAAAAAUAACUGUGCAUUCUUCUAUGUAUUGUAUUGCAAUACCUUUGUUUUUGGACUAGGCAAUAAGCACAAUAUUUGAAUUCUAGAAUUCUCUUUGAAUAUACUCGGCUUACUUCUCCACGCUGAGAUUUAAGCACAACAGCCAUACGUGAGGUUACUUCUAGUAAGGUAAGAGGCAUCUGUCUGCCUGCCGCCUUCCUCUGUAGCAUUCAGAACUGGUAACGCAAUCCUACAAAUGGGAAAUAUUUUGAGAAAGGGAGAAAUGAGUGACGUUUCAUUGUGAUUUUUUGAAAUGUUCCUGUGUUUGCACAGAGUUAUUAAAAACUUCCCUGUAAUUUUGGGAUCUGCAACCCGAGGCUCUCCGGUUGCUACUAACUACAGUUCCCAGCAGCCACCCAUGGAAAGCACCCACUGCAGAUUGUGGUCUUCCCAUAUUUUGCACUGGUACUGAACAAUCUUCUAUUAUACUACUAAUCUCCAUGAUGUAUUAUGUUCUGUUUACAAAUACCAUCCCUAAUAUUUCCAUACCCAAAUAAACCACAGUCCUGUGCCAGAGUACUCAUCUUGUAGUACUAAUGUAUAAGACAUCUUGUCCCUGAAUUAUAUGACUACUACUAAUGAUUUCAGUAACUAUGUCAAUCUUUAGAUAAAAGCAGUAUAUAUUUUACUUUAGACUAUAUAAGGCCAUACAUGGUUUGUUUUCCUUUUAAUGUAUCAACAACACACACAAUAUUUCGUUUUUAAAGGGGAUCAUUCACCUUUAUGUUAACUUUAAAUAUGUUAUUCAUAACUUUUCAACUGAUAUAUUUUUUUAUGUCAUUUUUUAAAUUAUUUGCCACCUCUUUAUAUAUAUCAAAUGGGGCUCACUGACCACAGCAAAGCUAUGGCUCAGGUAAGAUUUGAUUUAAUUGUUAUUAAAACAAUUAUGACUUAUCUUUUUCUAUUCAGGCCCUAUGCAUCUUGCAUUCUUUCUAGUCUGCCUAGUUGCUAGGGUAAAUAGGACUCUAGCAACCAGAUAGCUACUGGAAUUCAAAACUGGACAGCUGCUAAAAAACUGAAAACACAAAUUAAAAUGAAGACCAAUUUCACAUUGUCCCAGAAUAUCACUGUCUAUAUCAUACUAGAAGUUAAUUUAAAGGUGAACAAUCAUUUUUAGAAUUUUGUGAUUUUGAAGUUGUGAGAAGGAGAGCACAAUACAGCAAUGUACACCCAUCUAGCCUUUAACAACUGGCUCCCUAUCUAAACUAAUAUAUAUGUAUGAUGGUUUUAACUAAUAAAGACCUGCCCAGAGACCGUUGCCAUCUCAAUACUUCUUUUCCAGUGUUAUCAUUGAUCUUUACUAGAUGGUGUCAGGGAUUUUGACAAAACGAACUCGCUAGUCUCUUCAAUAUUAUUUUCCCUUUGAAUGUUCAAAAACUAAAACUUAAAACAAAAAAUAGGGACAGGAAUCUAGAUCCUUAUUACCGUGCUUCAAUUCCUUACGAACAAACUCUGUCGGAAGAAUGGCCAUUGUCAAGUGAAUCAUUUUAUUUAAGUUGGUAGCACCUUUAUAUUUUUUAAUUCUCUAUGUCUCUUUUAUUUGGUUGUAAUUAUUGUUUUUCUUAAAUUAUAUGACCUGAUGAAUUAGCAGGAUGUUUAUUAAAUUUACAGUUAACUGUUCACUUUGUAAAUUCUUGUAUAAAAUAUAUUGACAUUGCACUGACUUUAGAAAGAUUUUUAUGUACAUACAUGCUCUGUAAAUACAGUAGUGUUGAUGUUAUUGAAAUAUGAUAUGUAAAAAAAAAACAAAGUAUUGGUAAUUGUACAUGGAGUGACCCAGUUUAUCUGUAACUAUUAUUCCAAAUGAUUAAAAGCUUUGGAUGCAGAUGUUAA